AUGUACCAGCACCCUGCCACGUCCCGCAUGCGCAAGGCGGAGCUCCUUACCGAGCUGGCGCUAUGGGACGAGGACGGGACCCACAUGACGUGCGACAUGCUGAGGGCCAGGCUGCGCCAGAUCUACAAGGCAAUGCCAGUCGGUGGUGCACCCGUGCGCCACAAGAAGAAGGCCGAGCUUGUCGAGGAUGCGACUACCAUGGGCUGUGUCCUGACGGGCAAGGAGACGCGCGGCGACCUCCAGAUCCUGAUCACCGAGAAACACGAGCAGUGCCUGGGGAUGGUCAAGGGCUCCGACAGGAUGCCGUUCGGCCGUCACCGGACGUUGACCAUCCAGGAGCUGCUGGAGAAAGAACGGGAGUAUGCCGGGUGGCUGGUGAGCUGGAGCAAUCCACGCCUCAAGCGUCUCACCGACUGGCUGGUCAUGAAGGGGAUCAAGUCCGAGGACAUGAGGAACAAGUUCGAACUGCCUCAGCCCAGGGUAAAAGGGGAGAAGCUCGAGAAGACGGAGGCCGCCGCGAUGGAGACGGGGACGUCCAAGGAGGAGCAGAUCAUCGACCUGCUUGGGGACAUGAAGAUGGCCAUGAACGCGCUCACGACCAGGGUGCAGAAGGUUCUUUUGAGUCGAAAAAGGUCCAAGCGCCUCAUCAGGAACUGCCUGAUCCUCGUCAUGGACCAGGUGGCGGAUCGAGGUCAUGUACACUGGGAGUGGCCGAAGGAAUUGCAGCCGUACCGGUGGCCAGAGGUGAAGCAGGUCUUCAGGGAGUGCGACAUGCGGCCGGUGGUCUGCGAUAGUUGCAUGCUGGGCGUCAAAGCUCGUGACACGGGGUUGCUGGUGGUCAAACCCUGGGAGGUCUGGACCACUUCCGACCGCAUGUGUCAGCGCAUGGCCAUCAGGUGCGACGGGCGUCAUGAGCACAGUCCUUGUGUCGGCGGUGUCAGGACGGCGGCCACAGCGUACUACCCCGACGCGUUCGUCAAGAGGGCGGCCCGGGCUAUGCUGGAAGAGCCGAGGAUGGAGGGGAUCUGCAACCUCGUGCGCGAAUUCGAGGCCGAGGACGAAGAGAUCGACGCGAUCUACGCAGUGAGUGCCUCGAAGACAGGGAUCGACCUGGACGAGCUUCGGAAGGUGGAGAUCGCGGCCCGUCGGAUCCACGCUGCAUGCGGACACUGUCCGUUUGCCCAAGUCGCCAGGUCGUUGGCGGCUCGAGGUGCUGACAAGAGGAUCGUGGAGCACGUGAAAGGCAUGCGAUGCCCGGCCUGUGACGAGAGCCAAAAGCAAGGGCCUCCACGUCCCGUCGGCUCGGCGGAUGAGGUGCCGAAGAAGUGGGCUGUUUUGCAGAGCGACCUAGCCGAGUGGGAGGACCCGUGCAGCCACGAGAAGUUCAAGUUAGUGCUGUACCUUGACCAGGGUUCGAAACUCGGAGUUGGACAUGUCCUGUUCAAGAUGGUCAAGAGUAAGAACGCGACCGCCGAGGAGUUGAAGGACUCGAUCUGGAGCAGGUGGAUAUCCUAUUUUGGCCGUCCACGGAUAUUUCAAGUCGAUCCCGAGGGCGCCUGGAUGAGCAAGACCAUCCGGGAGAACAUGGAGUCCAGCGGCAUUCAGAUGGAUCCCAUCCCCGGGCAGGCGCACUGGCAGAUCGGCGGCGUCGAGCGGCUCAUCAGCCUCAUCAAGGAUCUGAUGACGGUCUUGGCACGCGAGUGCCCGGGAAGGUCAUGCGAGGAGUACCUGGCGCGCGCGAUGGCAGCCUAUAACGAGCUCGACAGGCAUCGGGGCUUCUCACCGCUGCAGGUGGCCCUUGGCCGAGCACCAGACCUCGACGGGACAUUCAUGGACGCGCCAGGUGAUCCAGUCAACCUUCCGGCGCUGGAGUCGGAGGCGGUCGACACAGCGUUCGGGGAGAAUUUCAAAUUCAUGCGGCAGGCGCAGGAGGCGAUGCUCAGAUGGGUCUCUGCCGAACGUGCUCGCCGGGCCAGUCAUGCCAGAUCGCGGAAGCUGAAUGUAUACACUCCGGGCACGUUGGUGUACUAUUUCAGGAACCCGAAGAGCAGCUCCAUGACGGGCAGGUUCUACGGUCCAGCCCGAGUUCUGGCUACGGAGACGGUUCACAGGAACGGUGAAGUUCAACCUCGACCUCGCGUGUGGCUGAACGCGUGUGGCCGCCUCAUUCGAUGUGAUCCUUGUCAGCUACGAGAUGCCUCUGAUCGAGAGGUGGCCGAGCACGAGAUCAUACAUGGUACCGAGAUGCCGUGGACGUUCAACAACAUGAGCCAGAGUCUUAGAGCCGGUCAGUAUGAGGACCUCGCUGAUGAUCCGCGACUGAUCCCGAGCGACACGGAGUUUGUGGACGCAGGAGAUGCACCACCACUUCCGACGGUUCCACCAGCGGCGGAGGAGCCUAAGAGACGUAUCAGCGGCAAGCGGGUACCGACGGAGCCUCACACAUCGUCCAAACAGCCGCGAGUGGGACCAUCGGCAGCGAGCGCAUCAGCUCCAGCCUCUCAGGGCCGGGAGCCGGAGACGGCUACGUUUCCGGCGACACCUGCAAGGCCGCCAAAUAAAUCUCGAACGACUCCAUCGAGACCUUCACCGUAUGACUGGGACGGUCUUCCACCAGCUGCGGCGGCCGGCGGAGAUCACUACGGCAAGGAGCGGUCGGACAGACAGAAGCGACGUGACCUGACCGAGGAGCAGGGCCUGACGGCAGAGGUCCAGCCGUUCGAGUGCUUCUGGAGCAGGGAGGACAACGCCAUCGAGGUGGAGAUCAGUCUUCCCGAAGGUGCGCGAGGCGGCACGGCCGCACGUGACCUGCCAGCGUUUGUGGCCACUCAACUGCGACGCCAGCGUGCGGAGGUUCGAGAGCGGACAUUGUCGGCCGCAGACCUGGAGAAGCUCAAGAAGGCCAAGGUGAAGGAGGCGCAGGAGUGGAUCAAGGAGAUGGUCCUGGAAGGUCUACCGAGCCAUGUCACGGCUCCCAGCGACCGGCCGAUGCGCCUCAGAUGGGUUUUGACGUGGAAGAUCGAUCCCGCAGAAACCGGGGGUCGACGUGCGAAGGCUCGGCUAGUGAUUCUGGGCUUCCAGGACCCAGACCUCACCACCGAGGAGUCGUACGCUCCGACAGCGACUCGCACCGCCCGUCAGGUGUUUCCACAGAAGGCGGCGAACCUGAAGAUGCGGGUGGCCAAGGGUGACGUGAAGUCUGCGUUCCUUCAGGGUGAAGAGCUUGACCGUGACCUGUUCGUCAAGCCCACUGGCGAGAUCGCGGAGAUGCUGGGACUGCGCUCUGGUCAGGUCUGGCAGCAGGCAAGGCGCCAGGUGAUGGAGGCGUUCAGGUGGACCGAGUGGGAAUACGACACGUUCACCCAGUGCGGCGUCGACAUCACUCAGAGGCCUGAUCUCGGUUUCACGCUGAGCCAGGCAACCUACACAGAGCAGAUCGAGGAGAUCGAGGUCCCAGCUGAACGAAGGAAGCAACCCUCAGCGCCCGUGACGAACGCCGAGAAGAGCCAGUUCCGUGCUGCCACGGGGAGCCUGCAGUGGAAGGGCACCCAGACUGGGCCGGACAUCCUGGCGGAGUUAAGCUUGCUGCAGAGCUUGUCGGAGUCAUGCACCGUGGAUGACCUUCUGAAGGUCAAUAAGCUGAUCAAGCGGACCAAGGAGACUAAGGACAGGGUACUGAAGAUCUUUCCGUUCGUGGACAGCGAGCUGGCAGUUGUCGGCUGGGGCGACGCCGCGUUUUGGCAACCGUGUUGA
Messenger RNA from Prorocentrum cordatum, 3753 nucleotides. NCBI's taxonomy places the organism in Eukaryota, Dinophyceae, Prorocentrales, Prorocentraceae. The record is from the annotation of a GenBank genome assembly.